AAAAUAACGUUAUGCAAGUUGACAAGGUCUACUUCAAAUUACGUUUGAGUAUGUUGGUGUGGUUGUUAUUAUGCAAGUUGCUAAUAUGUAACAGUUGAGAAUAUUCGGAGAAAAAAAUAAAGAAAGCUUAAAAUUAUGCGGUUGAAUUUUCUUUAGCUGUAGAGUCGACACGUGGCACAUUCAUCUUUCCUUUCCUCUUUCCUUUGUUUAUAUAAAUUGGUCCCAAAUCCAUUUCAAUCUUCAUUCCACAUCUACAAUUCCUUCAAUUUUCUUCAAAUUUUGUAGCUCUAAAUCCUUCAUUUACCCAAUUACUUGAAACCCCCUUUACUGAUUGUUAAGUAUUUAGUAUUUCAAGCCCUUUUUCUGUGACAAAAGAUCAAUUUUUCUAGUCAUAUUAUAAAUUUCAGAUUCUUGAAUCUUCUGGAAAAAGUUAUGGAGGUUUCAGUGAUGGGAAGUUCUCAGGUGAAUUUUGGUAGGAAUGAUUUGGGAUGCAGAGAAGCUGUGAAUUGUAGUUUUACCAAGAAUCUGGUUGUGAACAUCUCUUCUUCUUUGAAAAAUUCAAAAAUAUGUGUUGGCCAAAGUGUAAAAUUGGGUGGAAAAUGUUUGAGUAGGUUUAGUCUGAAGGCAUCUGGUUGUUCACAAGCUGAACCAGUCCUAUCAAAGAAUAACAGAAAUCCUAAGCAGACUGACGGUGUGAAACUAUUUGUUGGGUUGCCACUUGAUGCUGUUUCAAAUACUAAUACAGUAAACCAUGCUAGAGCAAUUGCAGCUGGAUUAAAAGCGCUGAAGUUACUAGGUGUAGAUGGCAUAGAACUCCCAAUCUGGUGGGGAGUUGUUGAGAAGGAAACCAUGGGAAAGUAUAACUGGACAGGCUACCUUGCACUUGCUGAAAUGAUCCAGAAGUUGGGACUUAAGCUUCAUGUGUCACUUUGCUUCCAUGCAUCAGAGGAAGCGAAAAUUCCACUCCCAGAAUGGGUUUCUCGGAUUGGUGAAACUGAUCCUAGUAUCUUUUUUAAAAACGGAUCAGGACAAAGCUAUAAAGAUUGUCUCUCCUUUGCUGUUACUGAUGUUCCCGUCCUUGAUGGAAAGACUCCAGUUGAAGUAUACAGAGAGUUCUGUGAGAGCUUCAAAGCUACGUUUUCCCCAUUCAUGGGUACCACAAUCACGGGCAUUUCCAUUGGUCUAGGACCAGAAGGCGAGCUUUGUUAUCCUUCUCGUCACAAUCCAUCCAAAAUGAACAAUCAUCAGGGAGCUGGUGAAUUCCAGUGCUAUGAUAAAUACAUGCUGAGUUCUCUCACACAGUGUGCUGAAAGCAAUGGGAAUCCUCUUUGGGGGUUGGGUGGUCCGCACGACGCCCCUGGUUAUGAUCAACCACCUAUGACAAGCAACUUCUUCAAGGAGAAUGGAGGAUCUUGGGAGACGAGUUAUGGUGACUUUUUCCUUUCUUGGUACUCAGAGCAGCUGAUUUCACAUGGAAGCCAACUUCUUUCUCUUGCCUCUGAAACAUUCCAUGACGUUCCAAUCUCCAUUUGUGGCAAAGUUCCCCUUGUACACUCUUGGUAUAGAACCCGGUCCCACCCUAGCGAGCUAACAUCCGGCUUCUAUAACACUGCCAACAGAGAUGGUUAUGUAGAAGUUGUGGAGAUGUUUGCAAAGCAUUCGUGCCAAAUUAUCUUGCCUGGGAUGGAUCUCUCGGACAAUCACCAGCCAAACGAAUCUCUCUCGAGCCCAGAGUUGGUGCUAUCUCAAAUUACAUCAUCUUGCAGAAAGCACGGAGUGGAAAUCUUGGGCCAAAACUCAUUGGUUGCAAAUGCAGCAAAUGGUUUGGAACAGAUAAAGAAGAACUUGUCAGGUGACAAAGAAAUGAGCUUGUUCACAUAUCAAAGAAUGGGUGCUGAUUUCUUUUCUCCUGAACAUUUCCCUGCAUUCACUCAAUUUGUCCGGAACCUUAAUCAACCAGAACUGGAUUCGGAUGAUCAACCAAUGAAAGAAGAAAUACGUGUUGCGAGUAAUCAUCUCCAGAUGCAAGCAGCUUAGGUUCAGAUUCUAUGUACAUAUUGGACAUCAUCAUACAAACUGUAAUGCUAGUAAUACACAUUAUAUAGUGAGUGAUGAGUAGGUUGUAGCGGAAAGUUGCAGUCGUUCGGGUUGUCUGUUAUAUAUUUAUAUUGUUACAGUAUGAGAAAGUUCUUUGGCUUGAAUUAUGAAGAUAGCUUUCAAAUAUUUGUGUAUUUGGUUGCAGAUUUUGGGCCCUUAGUAAAUUGGAGUUCUUUUCUCUUGGUUGAA
Messenger RNA from Capsicum annuum, 2286 nucleotides. Its product is annotated as inactive beta-amylase 9. Bases 433 to 2037 code for a protein of 534 amino acids. The transcript is spliced from 3 exons. NCBI's taxonomy places the organism in Eukaryota, Viridiplantae, Streptophyta, Magnoliopsida, Solanales, Solanaceae. The record is from RefSeq and is a predicted model, not a curated record. Gene Ontology annotation, biological process: polysaccharide catabolic process. Gene Ontology annotation, molecular function: beta-amylase activity.